Messenger RNA from Aphanomyces invadans, 1630 nucleotides. RefSeq lists its product as hypothetical. The transcript has 5 exons. Bases 45 to 1550 code for a protein of 501 amino acids. Lineage: Eukaryota; Oomycota; Saprolegniomycetes; Saprolegniales; Verrucalvaceae. Gene Ontology annotation, cellular component: GPI-anchor transamidase complex. Gene Ontology annotation, biological process: attachment of GPI anchor to protein. The record is from RefSeq and is a predicted model, not a curated record.
ACUUUUUCGAAACUCCGCCGUGCUUACAGGUCAUCUGCAUCAGCAUGGCAGGCACAAGGCUGCAUGUGCUCCUGAGCUUCUUGGUCCCUUUCCUCUGCAUCGGGCCGUACGCUUACCAUCUCUUGCAAGUGCCUCGCUCCCCGCUCCCUGUAGACGACAUCCAUGCUAUUGACUUGAACGCAUCCACGGAAGCCCUGAGAUCCCAACUUUUGGAUUCGCAGACGAUCACUGUUUUGCAGGCAAUCGAAGCUGCUCCUUCGUUCCCAGUGCUUCCUCGAGUGUCUAGAGUCUCAUUGUCAUCGUAUCCUUUGCUCUCGUCGGUCCUUCCAUCCCUCGACGGCUCUCUGCAAGCACAAGACGUAGAAGUGAAGUCGUGGCUCGAAUCCGCAAACUUGACCGACAGUGCAGUUGUUGUGCUGCUCUGUCGCGAGGACUCCAGUGCGGAAACACCUCUGCCUGUAACGAUGGGGGCACAUCGUCACGGGUGGUCAGCAGGAUGUCAUUUGUCCAUCGACCAGCAGCACGUCCUCCUCGACACCCUCUUUCCUCCCUCGUCAGGCCAACAUGCGUCGUCCGUCGCAAAGCCAGCGCUCAAGUACCGCUUCAGCUUCACAGUUCUCAACGAGAAACCGCAUGAAGACGUUGCGGUGGCUGCUGCAUGGAGUACCGCGUUGGGGACUGCGAUGUCAGUCUUUGAACCCUUCGCGGACGUCGUUGCAGCAUCUCUCGCCGCAGUCACGAUCGCGACCCAGAGGGUGGAGUAUGGCAAACUGGCCAAGGCCUACCGCAAGGACGAAGUGACGAAGGAAGCGUACGUAACGACGGCGGACCUCCAACACUUCAAAUCCGCCAACGACUUCGCAACCACAUCCAUCUUGGCAGACCGCGAACGAGUCGUGCAUUUUGUCGCCGCGAUUCCCACCGCCGAGUCGUUCCACAUUCGAUCGAGCAAACGCAAUGCGCAACCCGAAUAUGCUUUUGAGAUCCCUGGCUACGGCAUCGUCGCGAUCGUCCAUGCCCCUGACGACGUGCCUCGCAUCAUGCGCAUGUUUGUCGCCCACGGCCGCCACCUCCUCGGCCUCGCUUCCUUUCCGCACUCGACGCCAUCGGUCACGUUCCUUCCGUCGCCUUCUGGCAUAGCCACAUGGGAGGUCGACAUGGUGGUGGCGAAGUGGCUCCUCCGGCACUGGCACUCGACCAUCCACACGCUGCAGUCGCUCGUGUCGCUGGUGGAGUCGAUGCCACAGAUGGCAGUGCUUCCGCGUACCCAAGCACUAGUGACGGCAUCGCUUACGUCUGUGCAGCAGGCGAGUCACCCGCAGCCAGUGCAGAGCAAGCUGCUGCAUGUCCGACGUGCGUUGCUUGCCGUGGAAGAAGCUUACGACGACCCGACUAUGGUGUCGCAAUUAUACUUUCCCCAAGACCAGAUCUACUUUGUCUUUUGCCCGCUGCUCCUGCCGCUCUUGUUGCCGCUGGUGGGAGGCCUCGUCCGCGAAGGCAAGCGAUACCGGCAACGCCAACCUGCGCCGGUACCGAAAUGUGACAAUUGACAGAGCAUAAACGACGUAUCAAACAUCGUCAUGUGCGUCGAAAUCGACACAACAAAUGGAGAACAACCGCUCAUGUAUUU